AAAAUAACUCAAAAUGUGAAACCGUGCUCACAAUCAGUGAUCUAAAAAAUCUGAAAUAUCUUAGGAAUAAACUAAAUAGUUGAUUAUCUAUGAUGCGUCAUGUGACAUAUUCAGUAAACAUCAAACCAUAUUCUUAUCAGUUAUUUCUAUUUUAUUUACUUUCAAUGUGCCCACUCUUUCCUCAGCGUACAUUUUGAAUAGUCAUCUGUCAUGCUCCAUAUUUUCAUCAAAUUUCAAUAUGUAUUGUUUCGGAUUAUUUUAUUUUUCAUUUUGAUCGGAGUAUGCUCCAGUUUUGAAUUAUUUGCUUCAAGUGAAAAAUGCAACGAUACUAGUGGGAAUCCGUUAAAUUGCCCCAGUAAUUUCAUAUACUACUUCGAAUGUUGUGCAAACGAAUGCUGCCUACGAACUCAGGUAGUACCCGCCGUGAUUAUCGCGAUUGGAGCAAUUUUCAUGACAGGUUUUUGUUUGGUAUCCUGUGUGGCGUACUGUUGUUGUGGAGAAUAACUUUUUUGAUUUGUAAUUUACUUAGACAAUUUGGAGGAGACUCCGAAUGUUUUAAGAGCUUUAAGUUUGGCAUUUUCAGUUUUUCUUGCAUAGAAUAAUCUUAUUUCUUUUGUACAAUCAUAUAAUUGUUCUGUAUAAAUAAUUUUGGUUUA
This is a messenger RNA of Caenorhabditis elegans, 656 nucleotides long. RefSeq lists its product as uncharacterized. NCBI's taxonomy places the organism in Eukaryota, Metazoa, Nematoda, Chromadorea, Rhabditida, Rhabditidae. The coding region runs from base 211 to 504 and encodes 97 amino acids. The transcript has 4 exons. The record is from RefSeq and is marked reviewed.